UUAAGGGUUGAAGAAGCACCGAAAAACUAACACCCUUUAAACUUAUACUCAAAAACUGAUAAAAUCUCAAACCUCAAUCGGCUUCUUCUCCUUUCUAAAUUUCAAAUCUCUCUCUCAAGAGAUCUCUCCGAUGAAAAUGUUUCCGAUCUGUGGAUUUAUGAUCUCUGUUACAUUACUGCUACUAAUUCCGACUUUCUCUUCGCCGGACUGUAAUUUUCCGGCAGUAUUCAACUUCGGUGAUUCAAAUUCGGAUACUGGUGGUUUAUCGGCGAUGUUCGGACAAGCUCCUCCGCCUAACGGCGAAACUUUCUUCCAUUCUCCUUCCGGCCGCUACUGCGAUGGCCGUCUACUAAUCGAUUUCAUAGCUGAAGGUUUAGGAAUACCUUAUCUUAGUCCAUUUUUGGAUUCAAUGGGUACAAAUUUCAGCCAUGGAGCCAAUUAUGCGACAGCUGGAUCCACAAUCCGACGUCAAAACACUACAAUUUUUCAAAGUGGGUAUAGCCCGAUUUCUUUAGACAUUCAGUAUGCAGAGUUCUUUGAUUUUUUGAACAGAUCCCAAAUAAUCCGACAAAAAGGAGAUGUCUUUAAGGACUUGUUUCCUGAAAUGGACAAGUUUUCAAGCGCAUUGUACACAUUUGAUAUAGGCCAAAAUGAUCUCACUGCUGGGUAUCGACUUAAUAUGACUACUGAAGAAGUAAAAGCAUACGUUCCUGAUGUUAUAUCACAGUUUACAAAUAUUGUGAAGGUAAUUGGAAAAAGGCGUGUUUCACUGGGGCAAUUAGGGAAUCCCACUUUUCAGAUGUUGGUAUGCAAGCAAGCGGUUGUCUGUUGCUAGAAACAUUGUAUCAGGGAUUAAUAUGAUUUCCAUGUCUUGUGGGAAUGAUGUUUCAAGGCUGACUUUUUGGUGGUCAAACAUUGUUGUACUGAGGGAUAUGAUUACCCAAGCAUUUGGAAAUAAACAAUCCAAUAAGUCCGAUGUCACGAAUUAAUUUGACGAUUGACAAGAAACAAGAACAUUCACAUCUCAACUUGAGAAAAUCGAGUCAGGGAUCUUUUCUGAAUCAUUGAGUCUAUUUGGUGCCAGACUUUGAAGCCUAAAAUGCUUACAAAUGAAGCAAAUGCAAAGUUACAUGGAGACUUUUCCACUAAUCUAUGUCAAAAUGCUCUUCAUGAUGCUUUCAAGAGAGUUUGUCCUGUUUGUGCAGGGGGGCAUGAAUGUGGUUGCCUCUCAUUUUUGGGAAGAAUGGCAAGUUCGGAUGACUUUUUUAGAAGAUAAAUAGUUGUUGAUGCUAUUGAAAUGAAUGAAAUAAAUUGUCAUCAAUUUCAUUAAUAUCCUUGAAAUUUUAAAUGAUCAGGUGAUGGAACAUUGUGUUUCCAGACUUGAUGUAACCAUGUUCAAUUCAAUUCUCCAUGAUGAAAUUCCAUCCAAUCAUGUAAGAAUCCUACAUGACUUUCGAUUGAUGACCGACGUACUGCUCACAGACACGGAACAAGAACAAAAGGAGGGUAGCUAUGUUGCGAUAAGUUGUUAUCUUUCCUCUGAUUACCUUUCUGCUUCAUUAUCCCAAUUUGUAGAAUUUGGAUUAGGGUUUUCUGUAACAUCAAUUUUUAAUAUUUUAAUUGCCCAAACAUCUGGAUAUUCUGUGAGUAUUCAAUGUUAAUACUUAUUUUCAAUUUUCAUAAACAAAAGGUAUUUUUUAAAACAAAUUGUAAUGUAUAUUGUGGUUUUUUUUUUUCACUCAUUUAUCUUCCAACAAAAUGUCUGGGAUACUUCCAUUUAGACAUGCUCAGAUACCAACGUUAACUUACCUGUAAGUAUAUGUUCAUUUCUCCUAAUCUCUCACUCACAGCUGAAAAGUGUAACAAUUUCCCAUUGAUUUCUAAUUUUCAGGUAUCUAGAUCUCAAAUCAAUUUACUUACAAGCAUCUUUAUCUGAAAGACACUAUACUUAUAGUUAGAUCAUGCUUUGUUUCAACUUCAAAGAUGCAGAGGCGGUGAAAGGUGUGAGCAUAAGAUGACAUGUACCAAUUCUAUGUGGCAGAACAUAACACGUAGCAAAGAAAAAUAUAAGUGGUCCAUUAGGAACAAAUCACUGUUCCUAAGGGUAUCAACUUUAACAUCCUAAAAAUAAUUACCUGCUGACAGUGAACUUGAAACUCCUGACAAUGAACUUCAAACUGGUAUAAUUUGUUUCAGUUAAAAAAAUAAGCAAAUACAAGACAAGACAAAAUGCUUCCCUUUUGUGCA
Lactuca sativa (garden lettuce) is the source of this 2247-nucleotide messenger RNA. NCBI's taxonomy places the organism in Eukaryota, Viridiplantae, Streptophyta, Magnoliopsida, Asterales, Asteraceae. The record is from RefSeq and is a predicted model, not a curated record.